AUGAAUCCCAGGCUUCUUGACAAGACCAUGCAUUCCUCCAACAUCUUCCUUGAUAACUGCAGUGCAGAGCAUCUCCAGUCUUUUCAACCUGACCAUUCUCUGUCCUCAAAUUCAGUUGAAUCAGGAAUUUCCAUGCUCAGAGAGAGAGAAAAUGGAAACACAGGGACUCAACCAGAAAGUCCUUAUUACAGCAGCAAAGCCUUUGGAUCAUGUUUGAUCAGCACAAGUCUGCUAGAGUUCAACAGCAAACCAUCCAGGGGCAGUUAUAUGGGACAGGUGUCUGCAAGCAGGUAUUCAUUACCAGGGGCCAAUGGUAGAUGUCCUCAUGAGUGGCCCCAGAGUACUGGUCAUCAAGCAAAGCGUGCUAGAGUUGAAAACAUCAUUAAGGGCAUGACAGGCUCUGCUAGUAUACAUCCCACAGAUGUGACCAUGGAGGCAAGACAGCAGAAGAAAUUAGGAAAUAUGCAGGAAAACAAAAAGACACAGGAAUCACCUCACUGUAAUGAUCACACACAGAAAAGUGGAGCGGCUGGUGCCAGUCUUUUGAGUUCAGAGAACCAGACAACAAGGAAGCAGCUUCAUGGAAAGCACAAGCUAUUUAAACAACUCCAGAUGAGGUUUACUCAGGAUGAUGAGGAAAAUGAGUCUGAAGGCUUCAGUGAUGAAAGUAUUGUGGAAGAGUACUGUGCCACUUGGAAUAAUUCUCCUGACCCAUUACCCAGUGAUGCAUUUACAGAAGUAGAUGAUGAGUGUGCUAAGUGCCAUGGGUGGAAAACAUCAAUUCUGAGGAAUUUCUUUAAUUCCAAACCUGACAAAAUAAAUAAAUGGAUGGCAGAUAUUUUAAAGUAUGAAUUGACAAAAUCUGUCAGCCAGAGUAUUGACUCGAUUUUCAAAAACAUGCCGCUUUUUCAGAGGUGGCCAAAUGUGGACGGGUGUGAAGAAACAGACAAGUCUCCCCUUAAUCUUGAUCAACAAGCAUCCUUUGGUGAAGAUACUAAAUCAAGAUGUUCAAGCUCUGAGAGGACAGUGGUCCAAGUACCAGAGGCUCAAAGCGAAGCUCUCUCUCUGGUCAUACAAAAGCCUCAGAUGGCCAGACCUAGUGUGGUUAACCUGCUGCCCAUAAUAGGACAUCAGCAACAUCCAAAGCCACCAUUCCCCUUCAGCCAUCACAGUGCUCUGUAUGAAGGUCACACUUCAGCUAACAUGCACAACAGUCCCCCAGUCACCACUAUCAGAGGCUUCCAGGACACAUAUCCUUGGAGCUCAGUCAAAGUGAGGUCCAAGGUCAACUCUAGAUCGAUCAGGAGCUCCCAAGCUCACUCUAUGGCAGUAGAUCCAAUGCUUCUGGAAAGUCUGUGUCUUCCUCACCUCAAGAUGGAGUCUGCUGGUCUGCAGAGUGUGGUGAAGAACAGCUUGUUUGUGCUGAAUAAGGGUCUGACCACAAACCAUCUGAAAAAAGCAAAGCUCAUGUUCUUCUACACCCGCUACCCAAGCUCACUUGUCUUGAAAACCUUUUUCCACGAUGUACAGUUCACACGUUGCAUCACCUCUCAGCUCAUCAAGUGGUUUAGUAACUUCAGGGAGUUCUACUACAUCCAGAUGGAGAAGUUCGCUCGGCAUGCCAUCAUGGAGGGAGUACCCGAUGUGAGGGACCUGUCAGUGGGAAGAGAAUCGGAACUAUUCAGGGCUCUCAACAUGCACUACAACAAAGCCAACGACUUUGAGGUCCCUGACAGAUUCCUCGAGGUAGCAGAAAUUACACUGAAGGAGUUUUAUAUUGCCAUUUCAAUGGGCAAAGACAAUGACCCAUCCUGGAAAAAGGCAAUAUACAAGGUAAUAUGUAAAUUGGACAGUGAUGUGCCAGCUGGAUUAAAAACUCAGCACACUGGAUAA
Molecule: messenger RNA, 1893 nt
Organism: Lampris incognitus (smalleye Pacific opah)
Lineage: Eukaryota; Metazoa; Chordata; Actinopteri; Lampriformes; Lampridae
Product: prospero homeobox protein 1-like
Exons: 4
Coding region: 1-1893 (630 amino acids)
Biological process (GO): regulation of transcription by RNA polymerase II
Cellular component (GO): nucleus
Molecular function (GO): DNA-binding transcription factor activity, RNA polymerase II-specific; RNA polymerase II cis-regulatory region sequence-specific DNA binding
Source: RefSeq, a predicted model, not a curated record